Messenger RNA from Entrophospora candida, 728 nucleotides. NCBI's taxonomy places the organism in Eukaryota, Fungi, Glomeromycota, Glomeromycetes, Entrophosporales, Entrophosporaceae. The record is from the annotation of a GenBank genome assembly.
AUGUUGGAAACUUUAUUAUGUUGUAAGAGAUCAAGUAAACCCGAACCAAUCUCAGUUGUGAUAUGCAGAAAGUUUGUUGUUAUAUUAUUUGUAUCAAUAACAUUAACUGUUCUUGUCAUAUUAUCAAACGGAGUAAAUAAAGAUACACCAACUAUUAUAAGAAAGUAUUCUCCAAAGUUUGAGUUCCCUGUACCAGGUACUAUAAACAAUGAAUAUGCAAUACAACCUACUUAUGAUAAUAGCAGCCUUGAUUGGAAAGGAAGUUUUUCUCCAGAUAAUUUAUCAUUUAUUGAUGCUAAUAGUACGACUCAAAAUCAAGGGGAUAUAACUCAAUUAAAUUUAAUUUUCGUGAUUACGGAUCCAAAUUAUAAUGCUGCUACAACUAAAGAUGUUCCUGUCCGUUUUAGUAUUUCUAUGCAUGAUCAAGAAUAUGAUCCAUAUAAUGAUACACUUGUUAAUGUAACUGAGGAUUAUUCAAGUUUUGUCAAAUCACUUCAAAGAUAUGUUUUAUACAAUGUAGAAAAUCAAUAUACUUUGGAUCUAUCAAGAAAACAAAGGAUUAUAUUAAAAGAUUCAUUUCUAAAUAAUUUUGGACUUCCACAAAGGUACCCCAACAAACCUUAUGUUGUGGCAAAUGAUCGUUUGAUCGCAACAACAGGGGAUACAAACUUUACAGCUUUCUUCAUACAGCCUCAGAAUUUUUUGCUUGAAACUGAGAUUGAACAAAG